Messenger RNA from Anopheles merus, 2695 nucleotides. RefSeq names its product tudor and KH domain-containing protein homolog (gene papi). The record is from RefSeq and is a predicted model, not a curated record. Bases 399 to 2093 code for a protein of 564 amino acids. NCBI's taxonomy places the organism in Eukaryota, Metazoa, Arthropoda, Insecta, Diptera, Culicidae. Gene Ontology annotation, biological process: spermatogenesis. Gene Ontology annotation, molecular function: RNA binding. The transcript has 3 exons.
AUACUCCCACCAAACUUCUUCACAACGAAUCUGCUCAUUGCUUAGCAAGUCUUUUCUUGACGAUGACUGUAAUUUUUGACAGAUACAUGUGCAUACUAUUGCAAAGCGCGUUGUAAAUUCACGUUUCGGAACAAAUUUUACGAACAAAGUUGCCGGAUUUUAACUGUACUACAAUUCCGCCGUUUUCAGAGAACCGAGAAUCAGCAUAAAUCAUGCAGAAUUAUUACUGAUCGCUCUGUGCUAUGUUUGUGACACUCCCGGAAACACUUGCUGCCUUGAUGUGAACUUCAGCAACAACUGAAUUGUUUUGCUUCAAAACUAGCGAAAAUUCUAUUCCCUGGAGUAAAUACAGCUGAUUUUCUUGAUCGUCCUUGGCGGUAUCCAUUGACGACAGCAAGAUGAAGCCAUCAGCUCCAGCAAUCCCGCUCAUCCUAGGAUUGUCUUUGCUUGGAGCUAGUGGAGCUUACUUGUACAUGCUGUUUAAGAAAAGGCGAUCGAACGCGACUGGCGAUUUGGUGGAUUUCUUUACGAGAAGUACAUCCAAACAGGACGCUCCUGUGGCGGAAAUUGUCAUACCGAACAGUCUCAUCCCUUUGGUGAUCGGACGCAAGGGCUACACGUUGCUGCACAUUCAACAGUCUACCGGAGCCAGUAUUAAUUUCGUUGACCACGAUGAAUCUAGUCAGCUGUGCCGCAUUCAGGGUCCAUCGCAAGCUGCCGUCGAGAAGGCGAAAGAAAUGGUACUGAAGGAAACGUCAAGGCCCAUAACCAUUACGGAGGAGGUGAUUGUACCGCAGGCUGCUUGUGGAAAGAUUCUUGGCCGCUGCGGAGAUGAACUGCAAGAAAUUUGUCGCAAAUCAAUGGCUAAAGUGUGGCUCGAAGGUCGGGCUAGAAGUGAAACGGAACGGCGGGUCAUGAUAACCGGUACUGCCUCCCAGAUAAAGGUAGCGAAGGAGCUCAUUGCGCAGAAGGUGCGGGAAGAUCAUGAUAGCAAAAAAAUGCUCGCCGACCCAACCCGUCAGACGCGAGAGCCCCGCAUCAGGACGCCCCCGACAAGCUCUGCUCCAACGCCGGUACCAAGUGACGGAGGGAUGAAGCUGAACUCGACUUCACCGAAAAUAUGCGUCGAAAAACGAAACUCGUCCAGCUUUGCCGCAGGUCAGAUGGAAGUAUUUGUAUCGACCAUUGUGUCCCCGAGCAAAUUCUACGUCCAGCUGGUUGGACCACAGUCGACCGAGCUGGAUUUGCUCGUGCUAAGCAUGACUGAGUACUACAACCAGAACCAGAACCGCGAACUUCACCGGCUUCGAAAACCUUACCUCGGACAGAUAGUGGCGGUCGAGUUCAAUGCAGACAACAAAUGGUAUCGGGCCGAAAUCAGUGCCAUCUUACCGAACGAAUACAAACCAGGGGAGGUGGUGCUCGAUCUGUUUUUCGUCGAUUAUGGCGACAAUCAGUAUACAAACCCGAACGAAGUGUACGAACUCAAGCCCGAUUUCCUAGCAUUACGAUUCCAGGCGAUAGAAUGUUUCCUGGCCAGGGUAGAACCCACCCAGCAAUCCAAUCUGAUGCCUGACCCCGCGUCUGCUACCGGAGAAGAAGAGUGGGAUCCGGUUGCUGUGACCAGAUUUGAAGAGCUAACAUAUGUGGCUCAGUGGAAAAAAAUUGUUUCAAAAAUUGUUACUUACCGGAACAGCAAGAGCUCACUGCACGGUCGCGAAACGUCACCCAUUCCAGGCGUGGAACUGUACGAUACGGCGCCCAACGGUAUGGAUCAAAUCAACAUCGCCCAGCAGCUUAUUACAGAAGGGCUGGCCCGUCCUGCUAGCAGCGAGGGGCUGAAUGAACUCUCACGGAGCCAGCUCUUUCGGUUGGGUUUAACGAAUGGAGCAGAUGGCAGCUCUUCCCAGUCAUCAAGCAUUGACAAGGUGGACGAUGUGAGCGCAUCCAGCAGUACGUCCGCCUCGACGGUAGUUUCGUCCGGGGUGCAUAUUAAUGGAACGGGCCAAACUUGCCCGAAGGGUGAGCAGCAGCAGCAACAACAACUACAACAGUCGGUGCGUUAUAGAAGUUUGGCCAAUGGAGCACACUGAACGAGAUGUUUCAAGGAAUCCCACAAUCGAACGAGUGUACCAAAUAGGCAUAGGUGAACAUUUUUAUUUUAUUCCAUACUCCACUGUCGUUUCGUUCGAGGCGAUUUGCUUGCCCUUUUUAGUUCCUGCUAUCCAAUUGAUCGCAUUGUACUUAGGCUAGUGUUGUGAAAGGAUGCGUGCUUAGUUGGUACUCUUUAAAAAUUAAACAAAAAGAACAAAUCACAUUACAUUUUAAAUCUGUCGGUUUUAUAGCAAUUGGUUUUAACGUUUCUUAUAGUAUAGAGCAGUUUUAUUUUGCUUAGUAAGAGUUGUUAGUAUUUCAAGUUAUUUUACUCGCCAAUGAACCCCAUUUUGUAGAACAACGUAAGAAGGGCAAUGUAUGUAUUAUAGACAUCGUUAUACAAUCACUUGCAAUCAUCAAUGAUAAAUGGAGCAGGAGCAUUAAAACGAGCUACAAUCUAGACAACAAAUUGUGAUGUCAUUUCUAGAACGAGAGUUGCGUGUAACGUAAACUUGCAGGAAAUUGUAAAAUAUCAUACUAAGAGAGGCAAUAGACAAAUAGAAAAAACGAUAAAAUGAUAAAAGUCAGCAAAAAAAAAUAA